GCACUUCGUGUACAUAAAAUCGUGUAAUUCGUGCAGUGAACGGUACACGGUGGCCGGAGCGAUGUACAGUCUGGGCAAGUGUUGAGUCAGGCAAGAAGACAAGACACCAGACAGUCGCGGACCGAGAAGUGGUUCAGAAAAUUCAGUGAAUUCAAUCGUGUGCUUUCUUUACUCGUUUUUGGGUGGAAAUUAAUCGGCGAACAGACAAUCAAGCAGGCAAGCAGCGGCAGCCCCACGCAAUUGCUGUGAGUAGUCAGACAAAAGGAAUUUUCGCAAGCAGCGGCCAGAACGGCGCACUUCGCACUCCAUUCAAUUUCCAAUUUGAAUUUGAAUUGAAUUGAAUUUUCCUCCUGGUCCGGUGCAGAGUCGGGGAGCCUUGAACGGACAGUUGGCGAGUUGAAUAGCGAAAUCGUCUGUGAUUUGUGUACUUUUUUUGUGAUAUUCCUGCGAACGUCGUAGCUAGUGUUUUACCUGUUUUGUAUAUGAACCGUGGUCGUUUUUCGAUACGUUUUGUAGUGCAUUCGUCCGUUUUUUGCACGGCCCGUGAUUCGUGGAUGUGAGUAGUUUCCUGGACGCAUCGAAGACGUCAGCCAGUCCCGGUGAAUAACCUGCGGCCUUGAUUUGGAGCUCUUGUUUUACCUACGCUUACACUAAGAUAAAAUACUAGAUAAAAUAUCGAACCGAUAAAAAACACAUAUUUUAUAAAUAGGAGAAAUCAAAGAAAUUUUCGUUUUUAACUUUUUGUAAACAUGGAUUUUACAAUGGACAACAGCAAGACCGGCGAAAUUGAUAAUGUAACUCAGACUUUGAUAUCAAAUGCCAAUACAGAAACGAAACAUGAAAUGGAUGAAACAAACAACAUUUUUGGCAUGACUGGUGCCCAUCAUUUGAAUGAUAAAUUAAAUAAUAUAAUUGAUUUGAACGACACAAGUAAUCCCUUCACGGAUUUCGUGAAGGGAUCUAAUGAACACAAUGAAGACAAAGAACAAGUAAUUUUGUCAGAUAUAGAGAAGGGACACCUAGAAAAUGAAGGUGACAUGGGUCCUGAAACAUCAGUAGACACGACUGAUGAUGCUGAUAAUGAUACGGAUCCAUUCGAAUGUUCAACCCUAAGUCAUUCGAAAGAAACACUCCCAUUGUCAGAUAAUCCCUUCGAUACAAGGGCAGCACCGCAUAGUCUGGAUUUGGACGAUCUAAGCGUACAUAAUAAACCAACAGCACCGAUUUCGCCUUGCACCGACAUGCCGUUUGACGCUCACCCUUCUGAAUUAAUUGGUCAGAACAACCGUUUUGAAAACUUAAUGAGUGAAAGUGAUAAUUUUGAUGCAAAGAGUGAUGAUUCACAACUAGGAGAGGAUAAUAUUAAGACUGAUGAAGUAACACAUGAGAUUCGAGAAACAACAACGGUACUUGAAACAUUUGAAGUAGAAUCGGGCAAAGCAGUAGAUGCUAACCGAUUGGAUCAUAUUGUGACUGAUAUGGAUAAAGAAACUUUCGAAGAUAAAGAUAUUGCCUUCUGUGGAUCUGUUGAAAUGUUGCAAAACAGAGAUGAUUUGGCUUACAAUCAAUUCGCAGAAUACAUAGAACAACCUCUCGAGAAGAACCUAGAAACAACACAUGAAACCAUGAUGGAAGGUAUUCAACAAACUGACCCGGUCCAGUCAGAUAUCUUAGAUAUUACCUCGAAAGCAGAUGAUAUUAGAGAAUCGGCGUCUCCUGCUUUAGAUAUACCAACUUCAAUCUCCCCCGCGCCAACUUCCCCUGUGCCGGAUACCAAUUUUGACAGCAUCAUCCACCAUGAAGAAUGCGUUCCAAAAGAAUUUGAUAAACAGCCGGAGAGUCCAAAGGAGGAAGAGAAGCACGUCAGCGAGUUUGAUGAACAUGAAAAGUUAUUGAGUGAACAUGAUCAUGAGAAAUCUUUAGAGGAAUUCGGGGAACAUGUUCAUGAGCAUGGUAGUUUGAAGGAGGAUGAAAAACAUUUCAACGAGUUUGAUGAGCAUGAGAAGCCAUUCAGUGAACCUGAGCAUGAGAAGCCCUUCAAUGAACUUGAGCAUGAGAAGCCAUUCAAUGAACCGGAGCAUGAGAAACCCUUUGAAGAAUUUGGUGAGCAUGAAAAACUAAAGGACUUAGAUGAGGAGGAAAAGCAUUUCGAUGAAAUUGAUAAAGAAGGAAAACCUUCACAAGAAUUUGAAACAUAUGAAAAGACAGAUGAGUUUGAAAUGCUUGAAAAACCUUUGAACGAGUUUGAAAUACAGAAAAAGCCUUUGGACGAGUUUGAAGUGCAUGAAAAGCCUUUCGGCGAGUUUGAAGUGCAAGAAAAACAACCUGAAGAGGUGGCUGCAUCUGUUGAUGAAUCCAAAGAAAAAGAAAAAUUCAAUAAUGAUCUGGACGAACACGAGAAACAUUUGGAAGAAUUGCAUGAAAAUGAGAAACAAUUUGAUAUUGAAGAAAAGGAAAUCGUGGCAGAACAACACCAAGAACUGCACGAAACACCCGAAAUAGCCCAACAGGACAAUGAAGUGAAACUUGAAGUAUCCGAGCACGGUGUCAACAUCGAAGAACCACAAUUGGACAAUGUUGAAACAAUUGCAAAUGAGGAAAAAUUAAAUGCUUCCGCUGUGGAGGCUUCCCACGAAGAAUCCCUUGAAACACACACAACACCCGCUAUUCCACAAGAAGUGGAAGAAAGCUACACGAAAGAAAUACUGACUGAGUCUAUGGCAGAGAAACAUCAGGAUCCAUUACCUAUGGAAGUCGGCGAAGAGACUCCAUUGACGACUAUUGAUGAUAAUGUCAAAGAUUCACAGUUGGAAUUGCAUAAUGAAGAGCAAACCAUGGAAGACAAGUUACCAUCACUAGAACACAACGAACCUCAUAUCGAGCCGAGUGAAAUUCCAAAAGAGGAACCUGGAAUCGAAACAAAAGAACCGGAAAUAGCAGAAAUAGCAAAGGAAUCUGAAACCGUAGCCGUGCAGGAAGAAGUUCACGAUGCGUCUCUAGAAGAAUGCAAUUUGACAGUGCCGCGAGACGAGGUAGAACAAGAAAUCCUUUCGGAAAGCAAAAUUGAUUUAGAAGAGAAGGUGGAGCAGAGCAAAUCGCAGGAAACAGAGGAAUUGAAUAAAAAGGAAGGAGAAGAAGAGAAAACUUCUGUUUGCUCUACGAACGAACUAUCUGAAGAGCAUUUCAAGAGGAGCGUCUCUGAUUUAGAUAAAGAAGUUGAAGACAUGUCGUCACAGUUGAAUCCGGAUGCCAAGGAAUUCGUUCCGACACUCACUCCUGUUCGGGUAUCACCCGCUUUUUGUUUCAAUAAUGAUGACGUGAUUGCCCAGAGCCCUCAGAAGGGUGCGUUUUCGUUGGAGGAUGUGGCUUUGCCCACUGAAAAAGAUUUUGAAAACGAGGCCGCAAGUCGGCCAGCUGAGAUUGAUGAUACGAAGCCAUUGACAGCUUUGAUACCACCACAUUGUUUGAAUGGAGAUGAUGUUGUCGCACAGAGUCCUCAGAAAGGGGCAGCGGUAUCGAUGAGCGACUUCCAGUUACCCACGGCCAAUGAGUUCCAAGCGGAAAUCAGCAUUCGUCCUUCUGAACUUUCUGCGGCCGAACCGCCUCAGAGUCUCAACCUGAAGGAAGCAAUGCACGAGCCAGAAAAAGAAGAAAUUAGUCCGGCGGAGCAAUACGAUAGCUCUUUGAAUGAGACAUCCGAUAUCCAGUCGCCCGUAGACACUUCACUUGGAAAGAUUGAAGAUAUGAUGAACACCGUACAGAUGUUACCCAAUGAAGACGAAGCAGAAAUUGAAGUUAACAAAACAAAUGGAUCCCUGAUUCCUGAAGCGAAUACAAAUGGCGAUGUUCCUCUUAUCACUGAUAUCAGCAAUCUCAAAUUGGAAGAACCAAAAUUGGCGGUUGAGGAAAAAGUUGCUAAAACAAAAGUGGAAAAAAUAACUAAAGCACCAGAAGGAAAGAAGGCAGAUUUGAAACCAAAAACGUCCAGUACUGGUCCCAAGAAGACGACAUCUUCCACUUCUGCUUCAAUAUCAGAUAGUGCGAAAGCAAAAACAGCAGCAACAGCAUCAAAAACAAAAGUUGGCACUUCGCUUACUGCCCGGCCCCGAACGGCACCAGCGCCUUCUUCGAAACCGGUAUCUACAGAAAAGAAAUCAUCGUCAAAUGUUAUUUCGGCUCGUGCCAAGACCGAUACCAAGAGCUCCCCCGUCGGAUUGAAAAAAUUACCGCUAACGAAGCCCAAAACUGACGAGAGCAAACCUGCUGUGCGACAAACUAUGAGCAAAGUGUCUUCGACCACAAGAAGUACGACAACCACACGAACUUCAUCUACUACAAACGCUACCACUACUGCACUGAAACGUACCCCCCUUUCUACUUCAACUACUCGAACGGCAUCUGGUCCUCGUCCAACCCUAUCGCCAACCGGCAAAUCAACCACAGUCACAUCCACUCACAAACCAGCAAUUUCACCACGAAGUACAGUCACUUCAACACUUCGAAAAACGGAAGCACUCAAGAGUCCAACCAAACCGCCGGCAGCAAAAACUACAACGACGGCCAGCACUGUCUCAAAAACAUCACGAACAUCAACUGGGACUAUGUCGACCAGGACAACUACCACUACUACCACUAGCACAAAGAAGUUGACAUCAACAACUACGGCUGCCAAAAAGCCAGUAGGAGUGAAGAAACCAUUGGGCACAACGACAACAGCGGCCAAAGGAAAACCAUCCUCGCCCAUUAAGGCACCAGCCGCGAGUGCGACUGAAAUAAAAAUGAAUGGCACUGCCCCCGCCCCAGUAGUAGCUACAACAAAUGGCGAGAGCAAGGACUAAAGUAAUGAAUUUGAUUUGGUUUAUAACUCUGUGAACUUACUUGCAGUUAGUAUCGAACAACUGUUGUGUUUCCCUUUAUAUUAAAUUUUAUAUGCAUUCUAUAUGUAUGUUCCACACGAGUGGGGAAAUUUAUGAGAGCUUUCUUCUAAAAAGAUAGAAAAUGUUAUACAAAAAAAGAUACUUACGAAGGCAUUUCUGAAAACUCUAUUUGAUGAAUUGCAGAUGGUUUGAUGUACACCUUUUAUUUAUUUUAUAUUGCUUUUACCCAAUUUACCAGUUGUAGUUGAAGUGCAUCGGACACAGUUGGUUUCCGUGGAAUUGC
This is a messenger RNA of Hermetia illucens (black soldier fly), 5160 nucleotides long. RefSeq names its product titin-like. Bases 750 to 4838 code for a protein of 1362 amino acids. Lineage: Eukaryota; Metazoa; Arthropoda; Insecta; Diptera; Stratiomyidae. The transcript has 10 exons. The record is from RefSeq and is a predicted model, not a curated record.